Messenger RNA from Prunus armeniaca (apricot), 798 nucleotides. Lineage: Eukaryota; Viridiplantae; Streptophyta; Magnoliopsida; Rosales; Rosaceae. The record is from the annotation of a GenBank genome assembly.
AUGGCAACUAUGGCUCUCUCAUCCCCAUUCACCGGGAAGGCCAUUCCUUUAAACACGCAGACAGAGUUCUCAACCGUCCAAGGCAAUGGUAGAGUUUCUAUGAGGAGGGCAGCCAGAAAGCCAGCUGUAUCAUCAGGCAGCCCCUGGUACGGCCCUGAUCGUGUCAAAUACCUCGGACCAUUCUCUGGUGAGGCGCCAUCUUACCUAACCGGCGAAUUCCCCGGUGACUAUGGUUGGGACACCGCUGGACUCUCAGCUGACCCUGAAACUUUUGCCAAGAACCGUGAACUCGAGGUUAUUCACUCAAGAUGGGCAAUGCUUGGGGCUUUGGGCUGUGUUUUCCCAGAGCUACUCUCCAGAAAUGGAGUCAAGUUUGGUGAGGCAGUGUGGUUCAAAGCUGGAGCUCAAAUCUUCAGUGAGGGUGGCCUUGACUACCUUGGAAACCCAAGCCUAGUUCAUGCACAGAGCAUUCUAGCAAUAUGGGCAACUCAGGUGGUUCUCAUGGGUGCUGUUGAGGGUUACCGCAUUGCCGGAGGACCACUCGGUGAGGUCACUGACCCACUGUACCCAGGAGGCAGCUUUGACCCUUUGGGGCUUGCAGAUGACCCAGAGGCAUUUGCAGAGCUUAAGGUGAAAGAACUCAAGAAUGGCCGACUUGCCAUGUUCUCAAUGUUUGGGUUCUUUGUGCAGGCUAUCGUUACUGGAAAGGGCCCUAUUGAGAACCUUGCUGAUCAUCUCGCUGAUCCUGUUAACAACAAUGCCUGGGCUUAUGCCACCAACUUCGUACCCGGCAAGUGA